AUGGGAAGCCUACCUGAUUUACACAUCGUUAUUGUUGGUGGCGGAAUCGCCGGCCUAGCCACUGCUUGUGCUCUUAGACAUCCCAACAGACGCAUCACCGUACUCGAGCGCUCUCGUCUUCUUCGUGAAGUCGGUGCUCUCAUUUCUCUCCAGCCAAAUGCUAGCAAGAUUAUCACUAAGUGGAAACUUGAUCAAUUUCUUGAGAGCGCAGAGCCCCAGAUCGAUCAAGGAUUCAGAAUCUUUGAUGCUGAUGGCAAUUUGGUGAGAGAACUGCCUUUUCAAAAAGGGCAGUUUGGCGCAGAUCGUGUCCUUUAUCACAGACAAGAUCUGCAGUCUGCUCUUGGUACUGCAGCGGCCAGCGAAUUGAUCCCAGGAAACCCUGUGGAGAUUCGAACUGGUUGUCAAGUGGCGAGCGUCGACUGCGAGGAAGGUAUUGUGAAGCUUGACUCCGGGGAAGAAGUCCGAGGAGACGUCAUCAUUGGAGCAGAUGGCAUUCACAGUGCUGUGAGAACAGCUGUUGUAGGGGAGAAGAGGGAACCCUUACCAACUGGAACAUCAGCAUAUCGAAUGCUGAUACCCACUGAGAAUCUAAAGGGUCUUACUCUACCUGACAAGGUUCUGGACCCUGCGGAUCCCAAAACAACCAUGAUCAUGGGCCAUGACAGGAGAAUCAUCAUGGGACCGGGAAGAGGCAGCAAACUCUACGGUAUCGUUGCUUUGGUGCCAGACGAGAAGCUUGCAGAGGAGAGCUCAGAUAGUUGGGUAGCACCCGGCAGUAUCGAGAAACUCCUAGAAGCAUACUCAGAUUUCCCAUCUUGGCUACACGACAUUUUCAAGGCAGCGCCGGAUAUCGCACUCUGGCAGCUCCGUGACAUUGAUCCUCUACCAAAUUGGGUCAAGGGACGUACCAUUCUCAUUGGCGACGCUGCGCAUGCCAUGUUACCCACACAAGGCCAAGGUGCUUCCCAAAGCAUCGAAGAUGCAGAAGCCAUUAGUGCUUUCUUGUCGGAAGUCCGCUCCAGAGAACAGGUUGGGGAGGCUCUGGAGAGGGUAUUUGCAGCCAGAUAUGACAGAGCGACGUUGAUUCAGAAGUUCAGCAGGGAACAGGCGAAGCCAGCAACGGACGGUGUCAGCAAGGAGAUUAAGUUAGAUCCUGCACAGUUUGUGAAGUACAAUAGUGACUAUGAUGGGGCUGCGGAUUGGGAGCAACGGCAGAAGGACGGGACCGCGGUUCCGUGA
Messenger RNA from Fusarium coffeatum, 1239 nucleotides. RefSeq lists its product as uncharacterized. Lineage: Eukaryota; Fungi; Ascomycota; Sordariomycetes; Hypocreales; Nectriaceae. The transcript is spliced from 2 exons. The record is from RefSeq and is a predicted model, not a curated record. Gene Ontology annotation, molecular function: FAD binding; monooxygenase activity. The coding region runs from base 1 to 1239 and encodes 412 amino acids.